CGAACACGGCACGAUGAGAUGCACGUCUAAUGCCCAAGUCCACAUAUCUCCAUGAUCCCACCUCAUUCCGGUUGCCAUUGAUUAGGAGGCCACCUGCGCAAAAUAGCGUCAGAGGCGAAGCAGAAAGCAUACCAGGGCUCCUCGAAGGUCUCUGCACAGAGAGCGUGCUUCGCGCGCAAGCUGCAGGUUUCACCUCGAAGGUGCUCCUCACCCGCGACUCUUUCGCCAGCUCAGCGGGUCCAUUACCACUUUAACCAUUGCGGUGUAAGAGGGCGGGCAGAAUUACACCUUUGAGUGUAGCACGGAAAGGAUGGCUCGUGAUAGAUUGGCUGCCAUGAGGGCCCCGCAGGGCGGCGGGCAAGAUGGUGGCGGGUAUGACGCUUCUCAUCGUAAUGGAGCGCAAGAAGGCAAUGGAGGGCGCAGCGGUUCCUACCCGGUCACAGGAGGAGCUUCACAUGGCGCUUAUGAUCAGCAGGCAGGGUAUGGGCAGCAGCAGUCUGCGUUUGGCCAACGGCAGCCUGAUUAUAGGCAACAACAGGGUGGCUACGGCGGUGGUGGAUAUGGCCAGCAACAACAGCAGCAAAGUGGCUACAUCGGUGGAGCUGCAAACGAGUAUCGCUGCGAUUGA
This is a messenger RNA of Tilletiaria anomala UBC 951, 628 nucleotides long. RefSeq lists its product as uncharacterized. The coding region runs from base 311 to 628 and encodes 105 amino acids. The transcript has 4 exons. Lineage: Eukaryota; Fungi; Basidiomycota; Exobasidiomycetes; Georgefischeriales; Tilletiariaceae. The record is from RefSeq and is a predicted model, not a curated record.